Aspergillus puulaauensis is the source of this 327-nucleotide messenger RNA. It is a transcript of the gene aspf8, whose product is annotated as ribosomal protein P2. The record is from RefSeq and is a predicted model, not a curated record. Gene Ontology annotation, biological process: translation; cytoplasmic translational elongation. Gene Ontology annotation, molecular function: structural constituent of ribosome. Lineage: Eukaryota; Fungi; Ascomycota; Eurotiomycetes; Eurotiales; Aspergillaceae. The transcript is spliced from 2 exons. Gene Ontology annotation, cellular component: cytosolic large ribosomal subunit; ribosome. The coding region runs from base 1 to 327 and encodes 108 amino acids.
AUGAAGCACCUCGCAGCCUACCUCCUCGUCGCCCUUGCUGGCAACGAGAGCCCCUCUGCUUCCGACAUUAAGGAGGUUCUGUCCUCCGUCGGUGUUGACGCUGACAACGAGCGCCUCGAGAAGCUCAUCGCUGAGCUCCAGGGCAAGGACAUCAACGAGUUGAUCGCUGAGGGUACCACCAAGCUCGCUUCCGUUCCCUCUGGCGGUGGUGGUGGUGCUGCCGCCCCCGCUGCUGGUGGCGCUGCCGCCGCUGAGGCCCCUGCUGCUGAGAAGGAGGAGGAGAAGGAGGAGUCCGACGAGGACAUGGGCUUCGGUCUCUUCGACUAA